AGUUGAGAGAAUUUUUGUUUAUUUUUACAAAACGUGAUUUCUGCAUUUUGAGCUCACCUAAUGGUUUAAAACUUCGAUUUGUUACUUUCAGUUACAUAACACGUAACAAAAUUACAGUUAGAUAAGCUCACAGUAAGCUCAGGUAGAGAGUAGAGGAGGGCCGGGGUGAAUAAUGGAGUUCUCGUACACCUAGUCUUUAGUAAAUUCAAAAAAAAGGAGAGAAAUAAUAUUUGCCGAAAGGGGGAACAGAGAUCCUUGCUGUGAUCUUGAUCAGCUGAAGAUAUAAAAUAAAUGGCAGGGUAGAACAUAAACAAUGACUGUUGUCUCAACCGAGGGUAAUUUAAUAAAUGAUCUCAAAAUAUUACAAAUAUGGCAUAUCUAGACUUUAAAUGUCAACGUUUAAAUUUAAUUGAAAUUUUUAGCAAAAAGGAAUCGUAGCCUGGAAAAUAUCAAUAUCAAAACAGGCUUCCGCAGAAAAGAACGGAGAGCUAUAAUUGUUAAAUGAUAUUCAACAAAUACAUUAAUUACAAUUUAAUUGUAUGGAAAAGCAGUACGUAAUCAAACGCUACAUCAAGGAGUCGUCGAAAAUAAAAAUGUUAUUAUGAAACGUCGUAACGACCUGUGAGCUCAGAAGAGCGCUUUUCUGCUUUAUCUGUAACAGGUAACAAAACAAACAAGAGGGGUGAAUAGCGCGGCAAAAAAUUUCUGAUACUUGUUUCGUGUGAACCCGGCUUUUGUGUGUCGGUUUCUAAUUUUGCCACCGAUAGAAUGUGUCUCCGGUUCCGCAUUUUCUAACCUCAAAAGUUUUUGAAAAUAAAAAUGGCAGAAAAGUCGAACGUCAAUGAAAAGAAACUUGAAGAUUUAACUAUCGAAUUCGAAUACAUCGAGGCGGGCCCGAGUAACGUAAAUAUUGAGAACGCCCCAAUUGAAAUUCAAAGUGUAGUUGAACCCGAGGACGCACCUCAAUCGGGACCUGGGGAAUUCAUUGACAAAUACUUAUCGGGUGAAAUUCCUUUUGAUAAUUACGAGGUUUUACUCGAUGAAGAACAUAGUAUUGAAGAAUCAUCUGAAGUCACGAAACCUACACGAACAUAUAAAAAGAUUCCCGCUCACAUUAAAGCUUUGAUUGGGGAGGCGAACUUACGUUUCGCGAGAGGCGAUCGAGAAACGGCAACGAAAAUAUGUUACGAAAUAAUACGUCAACACUGCACAUUUUCGGAACCCUACAUCACUUUGGCUCAAAUAUUUGAAACCGACGACCCAGCUAAAAGUCUCGAUUAUUACAUGGUGGCCGCACUUUGCAACCCUCGAGAUGUGAACUUGUGGACGCGAAGUGCACAGCUUUCUCUCGACGCAAACAAGGUGAACCAGGCAAUUUUUUGUUACACGAACGCGGUACGCGUGCAACCUCGCAACAUAAAGCUGCAUCUGAAAAGAAUUCAGCUACUCAGACGUGAGAAGGAUACAAAAAACAUGUUACGCUCGUAUGUGAAAAUGAUGCAGUUUUUAACGGCGCCGUAUUACGAUUUCCUGUUACAAGUUGCAGUAAAAGUUGCCAUCGAGUAUCACCAACUGAACGAGUAUAAAAAAGCGAUCGAUGCCUUGAAUAUACCAUUUCAGAAGUGCCCCGACUUGAUUACCCCCCAAAUGGUGAACAUAAUGUUGGAGCUGCUGAUUUUGAACGAAAAUUACUCGUACUGUCUCGAUAUCUUCUUGGAACAUUGCAAUAUCGAAAUAGAGCUAUUGAUCGUGCUCGAGAACCAAAUCCAGGUGCUAUCGUACAAUAUGCCUGAGAAUAUCCCCAUCGACUUGCGCAUUAAAUUCGUUAUAUGCGUCAUUAAGUUGAAAUCGUUUAACUUACUCGACAGCCUGAUUGACCCGCUCCUGCUGAUGGAGGAAGAGGUGGAGAGUAUAGGCGAUUUGUUUUUGGACGUCGUCGAGGCGUUGAUGAUGGUUGAGCAUUACGAACAUUCGCUGAAAUUGCUAGUGCCGCUAAUUAAGAGCAAUAAUUAUUCGUUGGCCGCCGUUUGGCUGAAGUACGCCGAUUGCCAGAGCGCGUGCGGUUUGUACGAUCAGGCAAUCGAGAGUUAUAAAACUGUGAUGCAAAUGGCGCCUCUGCAUGUUGACGUGAGGUAUAAUUUGGCCGAGGUAUUGGUGAAAGUUGAUAAGAAAAGGGAGGCGUUGGAGAUUUUGGAACAGGAUCCCGGGUGGGCUGUGAUAAAUGUUCGUAUGUUUGUCUUUAGGAUCAAGCUAUUGAAGGAAAUGGAAGAGUACGAUCAGUAUCUGCAGGCGAUUGAAUUUUUGAUAUCGAGGCACUGUGAGAAAAUUAGACAUUUUGAGGAGAUUCGGGCUGUCACGUACGUCGAGCGUCCGUAUGAAAAGGUGGCGCGCUUAAAAAAAUUGAGAGAGUUCAGAGAAGAAAACCUGGACGAUAAACCCCAGUUCUCUACCGCUUUUGAGCCGACCGUUGAAGAGGAAUACGCCAUUUUUUGUGAUGCGAUUGAAUUAUGUAUGAAAAUGAAAAAAUUCGUGACAAUGCAACGAUUAGUUUUCACCGCGUUGACAUCUUUACGUUUUAAAAACAAGUACGAAGAAUUAGGUUUAAUUGGGUUCUUUUCCUGCAUGUACAACAAGGACAGCUUCCACGCUUAUCCGCUCAUACGCGAGAUAGUCAUACACUACCCGAACAACAAUUUAGGAUGGAAUUUAUUCAACGCCUUACUGCAGCGCGCCGACGACCUGAGACACACCAGGUUCAUGAUGCGCUUUAUGUCGAGUUACACGGAAAAGUCGUGCCUGAGACUACUCGAGGCCAACUACUGCCUAGCAGUUGGAAACAUUAAAAUCGGCCUGGGCUACUACGUCAGUCGUCUUCGCAGCGAUCCCUCUCCGCUCACAUGCAUGCUGUUGGGCUGUGUCCUGCUGUACAUUUUCGGCCAGAAAUUUACGCAAAAAAAAGAUAAGGUCACGAAAACCGCCCUCUCCCUCUUUCUAAAGUACUCGACGAUGAGAAGUAAGGACGCCUACGAGGAGAUUUACUAUAAUCUUGGACGAGUCUAUCAUCAAUUUGGCAUUCUGCAUUUAGCGAAGUACUACUACGAGUUAGUUUUAAAUUAUAACAACCCGGUAAGUCAGACGUGUCCUAAUUUAAGUUUAAAACGAGAAGCGGCUUAUAACUUGCAUAUUAUUUAUAAGAACAGCAAAAAUUAUAUAGCCGCUCGAAACCUCCUACUUAAGUAUGUACGAAUUUAAACAAUAAAUAUUUCAUUUAGUAAUAAAUGAACUAAUCUUUAUUUCACAUCUAAUGACUCAUCUGUGUCCACGAUGUCUCCGGUCCUCCAUCUAUCUCUGUUGUACUCCUUACAACCGGUUUGGUUUUGAAUUUUCAACAUAGGAAAAUUUACACAUAUACCGCUUCAUAGC
This is a messenger RNA of Photinus pyralis (common eastern firefly), 3423 nucleotides long. Its product is annotated as general transcription factor 3C polypeptide 3. Lineage: Eukaryota; Metazoa; Arthropoda; Insecta; Coleoptera; Lampyridae. Gene Ontology annotation, biological process: transcription by RNA polymerase III. Gene Ontology annotation, cellular component: transcription factor TFIIIC complex. The transcript is spliced from 4 exons. Gene Ontology annotation, molecular function: protein binding. The record is from RefSeq and is a predicted model, not a curated record. The coding region runs from base 820 to 3252 and encodes 810 amino acids.